AUGUGGACUCUUUUGGUUCUCUGCAUUGUGAUUGCCUCAGAUGGAGUGCAAGGUGCACACUGUGGAAGCCAGUUUUAUGAUAGAAGGGGUUCUUUUAUGAGCCCCAACUAUCCAAACCCGUACCCGUCAUACGCAGACUGCAUAUGGUACAUCACACCAGGCCGUGGAAUUGUGCAGCUGGCCUUCCCUAUUCUAGACAUUGAGUUUCACUCAAAUUGUGGUUUUGACGCCAUUUACGUCUAUGAUGGCUCAAGUAUCAGGAGCAGGCUUCUGGGGAAAGUGUGUGGCAAGAACAGUACCAUCUUCAACUCCACCGGUACUUCUUUGACUGUGCGCUUCAGGAGUGAUAGUUCUGUUAGCUUGUCAGGAUUCCGUGCUGAAUACCAAGUUGUGGAGACAAGUUCCUGCAGAAACUACUGUGGCUACCAGUUCGCAAACUGCUCCUGCUCUUCCAACUGUCAAUACAGAGGGGACUGUUGUCCAGACUAUGAAGAUUUCUGCCCAUCCACUGCUCAGACAGUACCAUCCACUGCUGAGACAGAACCAUCCACUGCUCAGACAGAAGUAUCCGCAGCUCAGCCCUCGUGUCGGUACAACUGCGGCCACUACAUGGGGAGCUGUUCCUGCUCAAGCUCUUGUCAAUACUAUGGCAACUGCUGCUAUGACUACCACUCUCACUGCCAAGGUUCCAUAACCACUGCAUUCACCGAAGGUCAGCCCUCGUGUCGGUACAACUGCGGCCAGUACAUGGGAAGCUGCUCCUGCUCAAGCUCUUGUCGAUACAAUGGAAACUGCUGCCAUGACUACUACUCUCACUGCCAAGGUUCCCCAACCACUGCACCCACCACAGGUCAGCCCUCGUGUCGGUACAACUGCGGCCAGUACAUGGGAAGCUGCUCCUGCUCAAGCUCUUGUCGAUACAAUGGAAACUGCUGCCGUGACUACUACUCUCACUGCCAAGGUUCCCCAACCACUGCACCCACCACAGGUCAGCCCUCGUGUCGGUACAACUGCGGCCAGUACAUGGGAAGCUGCUCCUGCUCAAGCUCUUGUCGAUACUAUGGAAACUGCUGCCAUGACUACUACUCUCACUGCCAAGGUUCCCCAACCACUGCACCCACCACAGGUCAGCCCUCGUGUCGGUACAACUGCGGCCAGUACAUGGGAAGCUGCUCCUGCUCAAGCUCUUGUCGAUACAAUGGAAACUGCUGCCGUGACUACUACUCUCACUGCCAAGGUUCCCCAACCACUGCACCCACCACAGGUCAGCCCUCGUGUCGGUACAACUGCGGCCAGAACAUGGGAAGCUGCUCCUGCUCAAGCUCUUGUCAAUACUAUGGAAACUGCUGCCAUGACUACUACUCCCACUGCCAAUACACAACUGGCAUGCCGAGCACAGUAAGCCCCUGUGGAGGCUCUCUGUUUGGCUCUGGUAACUUCUCCAGCCCCAACCACCCCAACCACUACUAUGACCACGCCUACUGUGUCUGGCAGCUCAGGGCUGCGUAUGACCAAAGAAUCAUCCUGACAUUCACAUACCUGCAAUUGGAGAACUGCUGCUCCUGUGAUUAUAUUUCAGUCUACGAUGGGCCGUCUGUUAACUCAAGAUUUCUGGGGAAAGUGUGCAACAACAGUCUGAGUAACUUCUACUCCACCUCAAACUACUUGACCGUGCUCUUCCGGACUGACAGUUCUGUGGUUGGUCGAGGGUUCAGUGCUGACUUCAGAAGCUCUUUGCCACCAAGCUCAGGUCGUGUGGACUGUUCCUCAGACAACAUGAACAUUGUAAUCCAGAGGAGUUACCUGAACUCUCUGGGCUACGAUGGCAAUAGUCUGUACCUAAAUGACCCGCACUGCAGACCCCAGGUCUCCAGAUAUCAGGUGGUCUUCAGCUUCCCCAUUAACACUUGUGGCAACGUUCGGAAGUUUGAGAAUGGCAGAGUUGUGUACACCAACGCUCUCCGUGCCUACACCUCCAGCUCUGGAGACAUCACACGGCAGUCUCACUUUAAGAUUAACGUGGGCUGUCGGAUGGAGCAGGACUCGGUGGCCCAGAUCAUGUACCUUGUCCGUCACCAUAAUGAAACCAGCAUCACAGGCACAGGCAGAUUCAAUACCAGCAUGGAUUUCUACACAUCCAGCAGCUUCUACUAUAAGGUGACUCAAGUCCCAUAUGAGGUGACGCUCAACCAGAACUUGUAUGUUCAAGUGGACCUGGGGAGGGGGGACAGCUCUCUGGUCCUCUUUCUUGACACCUGUGUGACCUCACCAUCGCCCCAUGAUUUCUAUACCAGACCUUACUACCUGGUCCGCAACGGCUGUCCUGUGGACAACACCUAUUACGCCCACAUCACUGGAAUACGCGCCUAUGCCCGAUUCACAUUUAAGGCCUUCCAGUUCCAGCGAGCCACAGAGUCGGUGUACAUCCAGUGCAAGGUCCUGAUAUGCCAAGCCUCUGACUACAAUUCCCGGUGCCGGCGUGGCUGCAGCAAGCGUGCAGCCAGAGACCUGGGGUCAGAACACGACAGCCAAACUCUGGUCCUGGGUCCAAUCCAACUCAAAGACCCUGAAAAAAAGGAAGAAGAGACUCAUAAGCAGAACCAGGCUUAACGUGAUCUUCAAUGAGAGGCUUCAAUCAUCUUUAGUAUUGUUCAUUCUGAUCAAUAUGACACUGAAUUAUACUUUUCCCUUUAUUACAAUACCUGAUUAAAAGCAUCAUCAAAAG
This is a messenger RNA of Anoplopoma fimbria (sablefish), 2725 nucleotides long. It is a transcript of the gene cuzd1.2, whose product is annotated as CUB and zona pellucida-like domains 1, tandem duplicate 2. The record is from RefSeq and is a predicted model, not a curated record. Gene Ontology annotation, cellular component: cell surface. The transcript is spliced from 24 exons. Bases 1 to 2610 code for a protein of 869 amino acids. Lineage: Eukaryota; Metazoa; Chordata; Actinopteri; Perciformes; Anoplopomatidae.